AAUGAAUUUUCAAUUAAAUCACUCAUUAACCGAAACGAAUAAUGUCGAAACGAAAUCACGUAACAGCAAAGUGAUACACUUGUUUCCAGUACCGGUGGACGGCGAAUGCUUAUCAAAUGACGGCCGGCGUUCUGGCACUUGUUUCAACGCUUACGAAUGCCGUUCGAAGGGUGGUAUAGCAAAAGGCGAAUGUGCAAUGGGUUUCGGGGUCUGUUGUAUAUUUGUAGCUAAUUGCAAUGAAACGAUUACCAAUAAUAUGACGUACCUGACUUCACCAAAUUUUCCCAGUUUUAUGACUGAAAAUUUUACCGAUUGCAGUUUGAGAGUGCGUUUGUUAAACGAUGACAUCAGUCAGUUACGUAUUGAUUUCUAUCAUUUUACCCUGGGUCAACCGAAUCGCCGGAGCGGGGUAUGUGAUGGUGAUGUCUUUCAAGUGUCAGGUGGGCCGAGUGGAACAUUCUCAUUAUGUGGUCAGAAUAGUGGUCAGCACAUUUACUACGAUGUGGGCGGUCGCAUAGCUCCGCGUCAAACACUUUAUGGAACUUUAAGUCCCAUACGUUACGAAGAUAUUUAUCCGAAUCGCACUGCCAGCAAUGAAAGCAUAGUAGUUGACAUUAGCUUAAAGUUCGCUCAGCGAUUUUUACCAACGCGUCUCUGGGAAAUACGUAUAGCGCAAAUCUCCUUCAGCCAAAGGGCCCCACCUGGUUGUUUACAAUAUUUUACCGGAAAUGAAGGCGUUCUUCAGACAUUUAACUUUGCCGAUAACGGACGACAUUUGGCCAAUCAGAACUACAAGAUAUGUAUACGUCAGGAGACGGAUAUGUGCUCAAUAGUCUAUCAGCCUUGCGAUGAGCAAUCAUUUCGUAUUGGCCUUAGUUCGCCAAUAGCUAAUGGGGGCUUAAUUUCAAAUGGCAAUAGUAGUCAAAUGGGCGGAACCGUAUCUCAAACAAUAAGUGACAAUGUUAAUUUUUUAUUAAUGAAUUUUACUACCUUGAGUACAAGUGAAGAAACCAGUGCAACGAGUGCGACAACAACGACAGUUGCACCCACUGCAGUCGUUAACACUGAAAAUACUACUACAGCUACGGGCGGUACAACCGCCGGUUCCUCUAUAGUAAGCAGUACUACUACUACCGAGAUACCCAGUACUCCGUUACGUGAUGACGUUGAAGGAUCGGGUGAUGACGAUGAUGCCGCUACCCGUUUCGGUCCUACCCCCUCGGGCGCCAAUGUAUCACGUCGUCCACGACCAGUAAGCGGAGGCUUUGAUAUCUUGGGUCUUUUACGUACAGCUUUUGAUUUUGAUUGGCGCAAUCGUCAUCGUAGAGUACCGCCUUUUGUACCAUUAAGUAAUUUUCGCCGAAAACGACAAUUUUAUAGUAAUUGCAGAGAUCGUUUGACUAUGCCCUGCAUUAUCGAAGAUUUCAUUGAAAGUGGCUUGGGACCGUUACCCGGCUGUGAACCUGUUCAUUGCGGAGCCCAAUUCUGUUCAUCUGGCAUAUGGCCGUGUCGUAUAGAGUCUACCGUAACACCGUUUUAUGUCGGUAUACACUUUGGCGACGGCGCGGGCAAAGGUAGCGCUGAAGAUAACAUUGGCGCUUGCUUGAGAUUCCAACAAGCUCAGUGCAUGUGA
Messenger RNA from Glossina fuscipes, 1633 nucleotides. RefSeq lists its product as uncharacterized. NCBI's taxonomy places the organism in Eukaryota, Metazoa, Arthropoda, Insecta, Diptera, Glossinidae. Bases 2 to 1633 code for a protein of 543 amino acids. The transcript is spliced from 6 exons. The record is from RefSeq and is a predicted model, not a curated record.